AUGAAAUCCACACUUCCCCGCGAGGCCGCGGGCUGCCAGACAAACAAGUGGUUCCCGCGGGAGGAUGUCAGCCUUUGUUCGUGUGAAAAACCUGCCCUCCUGACCCCCCAGGUGGGCUGGUGUGGGGGGAGGCAAGGUGUACACCGGACCAGCCGCAACGCGGGGACAAGACGGCGUCUCCGGGCCCGGGCCGGAGAUACCCCCGCCCCAUCCCCCCUCCCCCGACCCCCGCGACCUCGUGCCCAGGCCCAUGUCCCAGCAGGUGUCGGGCGAUCGCAGUGUCGCAAAAAUCGCCUCCUCACAGAUGUCGACGGGCGGGCAAGGCCCAAGGCGGAGCCGGGCAUCUGGGACCCCAAUCUCCUGUGUUUUCCCCCCGCGCCCUCGUCCCCCACCCCGCCAUCAGGGGGGACUCCCCCGCAGAUCUCCGGGAGGGGGGACUCGGGGCCCCAGGUGCCGGAGCGAGCGGGGGAGGGGAGCGCGAGCCGUCGCCGAAUUCCCGGGGCCUCAGACGGCACCCACCCCAUCGAGGAGGGCUUGCCCCCCCCCGGGGCUCCCGUCGGGGCUGCGCCCUUCCUCUCCCCCGAGGGCCCGGAAACCGACGGCUGUCCAGGAAGUGUCCCCGGGACUCGCUUUCGCCGGACCCCGCCGCGGGGAGGACUGCCCGGGGCAGGAAGGGCCGGCGCGACUCGCGGCCACACCUUCCCCGGGGCCCAGCGACUCGAACUCCCGCGAGAUUUUGCCAAGGAGAGGGAGGCGGCGUCGACGAGGGGGCGGAUAUGCGGCAGCCGGCGGCCCUCGCGUCGCCGCGCUCGCCCGACUCCUCCUCGAGUGCUCCCCCAGGGACACUCCCCAAAGGAGAUCGGGUUGCGGCGUCAGUCCACCACGGGGGAGAUCCUGUCCGCGGGGUUUCCGGCGCCAGUCGACCACCGAGGACAUCAUCGGGCCGGGAAACUUUUCCGCCCCAAAAGACGCAGAGCGAGAGUUUCCCAAAAGUCGCGGGGGCGGGGGGGACUCAUGCGCAGAUCAGGACGGACGCUGGCCACCAUGACCGUGGAGACCUCGGCGCCUUCUUUGACACGUCCACGCAGACAGGGAAGACCCCCGCGCUUUUCCUUUUGGGCUUUGGGGAAUCCCCCGCGUCGCUUAAUAUUUCUCUAA
Messenger RNA from Penaeus monodon (black tiger shrimp), 1158 nucleotides. RefSeq names its product collagen alpha-1(I) chain-like. Lineage: Eukaryota; Metazoa; Arthropoda; Malacostraca; Decapoda; Penaeidae. The transcript has 2 exons. The record is from RefSeq and is a predicted model, not a curated record. The coding region runs from base 1 to 1158 and encodes 385 amino acids.